Melopsittacus undulatus (budgerigar) is the source of this 1057-nucleotide messenger RNA. RefSeq names its product ankyrin repeat domain-containing protein 29. Bases 16 to 912 code for a protein of 298 amino acids. Gene Ontology annotation, molecular function: protein binding. NCBI's taxonomy places the organism in Eukaryota, Metazoa, Chordata, Aves, Psittaciformes, Psittaculidae. The transcript is spliced from 10 exons. The record is from RefSeq and is a predicted model, not a curated record.
GAUGCGGUGCGCAGGAUGUCGUUCAAGAAAGAAACACCACUUGCCAAUGCUGCAUUUUGGGCUGCAAGAAAAGGAAACCUGGCUCUCCUCCAACUCCUGAUGAACAGUGGGCGAGUAGAUGUGGACUGCAAAGACAGCCUUGGCACAACAGCUCUGAUGGUAGCAUCUUACUAUGGCCACAUAGACUGUGUACGGGAAUUGGUGUUGCAAGGAGCAGAUAUCAAUCUGCAGAGAGAGUCAGGUGCAACUCCUCUGUUCUUUGCUGCACAGCAAGGCCACAACGAUGUAGUGAAGUUUCUCUUUGAAUUUGGAGCCUCUACUGAAUUUAGGAAUAAAGAUGGAGGUACUGCACUUCUAGCUGCUUGUCAGUACGGGCAUGCAAAAGUAGUGGAAACGCUCUUGAAGCAUGGUGCCAACAUUCAUGAUCAACUUUACGAUGGAGCUUCUGCAAUUUUCCUGGCAGCACAAGGAGGCUAUCUGGAUGUCAUCCGAUUGCUACUUUCUUCAGGAGCAAAGGUUAACCAGCCACGGCAGGAUGGGACGGCUCCCUUGUGGAUUGCAUCGCAGAUGGGUCACAGUGAAGUGGUACGAGUAAUGCUGCUUCGUGGAGCUGAGCGAGAUGCCACCCGGGAUGAUGGUACGACUGCUUUACUGAAGGCUGCCAUUAAGGGGUACAAUAAUGUGAUAGAAGAGUUGCUGAAAUUCUCUCCAACUCUUGGCCUGCUGAAGAAUGGGACCUCUGCUCUCCAUGCAGCCGUCCUGAGUGGCAACGUGAAGACAGUGGCACUGCUCCUUGAAGCAGGAGCAGAUCCGUGCCUGAGGAACAAGGCAAAUGAACUUCCAGAAGAACUAACAAAAAAUGAACGCAUCCUCCGACUCCUCCGCAGGAAGGAAAAGCAAGGAAAAAGCUAAUGCAGCCCUGUAGCAAAUAUGGUUUGACAGAGAGGCACCCUGACCACAGUAGCAUGACUGUAAACCUAGGUUGCCCAAGAAGGGCUUAUUGGAACAGUUUGCAGAACUGAUUAGCCCCUCCAGUACACGCUCCCUGAACGCAUAA